UCGGGAGGAUUUCUCGAACAGUCGAAGGGGAUAUAAAAGCUGCAAGGGGAACCUGUCAGCAGUCCACAUCUUAACUUAAGUUCACACGGGAGUCUUCGAUACAGGACCAAGAUGUCUGAAUCGCACGACCAACCAAUGGAGGAGGAGGUUGAGACGUUUGCAUUCCAGGCUGAGAUUGCUCAGUUGAUGUCCUUGAUCAUCAACACUUUCUACUCCAACAAAGAGAUCUUCCUUAGGGAGCUUAUCUCCAACUCCUCUGAUGCCCUGGACAAAAUCCGCUAUGAGAGUCUCACUGACCCCACUAAACUUGAUAGUGGCAAGGACCUAAAAAUCGAAGUAAUUCCCAACAAAGAGGGACGCACACUUACCUUGAUUGACACUGGUAUCGGCAUGACCAAGGCUGACCUGAUCAACAACCUGGGCACAAUCGCCAAGUCUGGUACCAAGGCUUUCAUGGAGGCUCUGCAAGCUGGAGCCGACAUCUCCAUGAUCGGUCAAUUUGGUGUGGGUUUCUACUCAUCAUACCUAGUGGCUGAGAGGGUGACAGUCAUUACCAAGCACAACGAUGACGAGCAAUACAUCUGGGAAUCCUCUGCUGGAGGCUCAUUCACAAUCAAAGUGGACAACUCUGAGCCCAUUGGGCGUGGCACUAGGGUGAUCCUACACUUGAAAGAAGACCAGAUCGAAUACAUAGAUGAGAAACGAGUCAAGGAGAUUGUGAAAAAACACUCGCAGUUCAUUGGCUAUCCGAUCACACUCUUUGUGGAGAAAGAGCGUGACAAGGAGGUGAGUGACGACGAGGCAGAGGAGGAAGAGGAAAAGGAAAAAGACAAGGAUGAAGAAGAGGACAAGGACGAGGACAAACCUGAGAUUGAGGACGUCGGGUCUGAUGAGGAGCACGACCACGACAAGUGUUCAGACAAGAAGAAGAAGAAGAAGAAGAUCAAGGAGAAGUACAUUGACCAGGAGGAGCUGAACAAGACCAAACCCCUGUGGACGCGUAACCCUGACGACAUCACUAAUGAGGAGUAUGGAGAGUUCUACAAGAGUCUCACCAACGACUGGGAGGACCACCUUGCUGUCAAACACUUUUCCGUAGAGGGUCAGCUGGAAUUCCGCGCUCUGCUCUUUGUUCCUCGCCGCGCUCCCUUCGACCUCUUUGAGAACAAGAAGAAGAAGAACAACAUCAAGCUGUACGUGCGCAGGGUCUUCAUCAUGGACAACUGCGAGGAGCUCAUCCCUGAGUACCUCAAUUUCAUCAGGGGUGUGGUGGACUCUGAGGAUCUUCCCCUGAACAUUUCCAGAGAGAUGCUGCAGCAGAGCAAGAUCCUGAAAGUGAUCCGCAAAAACCUGGUGAAGAAGUGCAUGGAACUCUUCACUGAACUUGCAGAGGACAAGGAAAACUACAAAAAGUACUACGAUCAGUUCUCCAAGAACAUCAAGCUUGGCAUCCAUGAGGAUUCUCAGAACAAAAAGAGGCUGUCUGAGCUGCUGCGAUACUACACAUCAGCUUCUGGAGAUGAGCUGGUGUCCCUGAAGGACUAUGUCACACGUAUGAAGGAAAACCAGAAACACAUCUACUACAUUACUGGUGAGACCAAAGACCAGGUGGCCAACUCUGCCUUUGUGGAGCGCCUCCGCAAAGCCGGCCUCGAAGUUAUUUACAUGAUCGAGCCCAUCGAUGAGUACUGUGUCCAGCAGCUGAAGGAGUUUGAUGGCAAGAACCUGGUUUCAGUGACCAAGGAAGGCCUGGAGCUGCCAGAAGAUGACGAGGAGAAGAAGAAGCAGGAGGAGAAGAACGCUCAGUAUGAGAGUUUGUGCAAGAUAAUGAAGGAUAUCUUGGAGAAGAAAGUGGAGAAGGUCACGGUGUCCAACCGCCUGGUGUCUUCCCCCUGCUGCAUCGUCACAAGCACCUACGGCUGGACAGCUAACAUGGAGAGGAUCAUGAAGGCCCAGGCUCUCAGGGACAACUCCACCAUGGGCUACAUGGCUGCUAAAAAACACCUAGAGAUCAACCCUGACCACCCCAUCGUGGAAACCCUGAGGCAGAAGGCAGAGGUUGAUAAGAAUGACAAGUCUGUGAAGGAUCUGGUAAUCCUGCUCUUUGAAACUGCACUGCUCUCUUCUGGAUUCACCUUGGAGGAUCCCCAGACCCACUCCAAUCGCAUCUACAGAAUGAUCAAGCUCGGUCUCGGUAUUGAUGAAGAUGAUAUGACACCAGAUGAAGUCACCUCUGCGCCCACUGAGGACAUGCCCCGUCUUGAAGGGGACGAUGAUGACACAUCCAGGAUGGAGGAGGUGGACUAGGCCUGUUUCUGUGGCCUCUUGGCUCUCAGAAGUAGUGUUAUGUGAAAUGUAAAGUUUAAUGUUGUAAAUGAGCCUGGGAUUGCUCUCCCCUCAACACCUUUUUCACACAGUUCUCCCCUUGAUAUGACCAGAUUCAGAUCCAUUCCUCAUAGGACUUUAUUUUUUAAGUUGUCACGUUUUGUAACUUGAGUUUUCAAUGCAUUUUUUUUUUAAUUUAUUGACAUUCCAAUUUACUUUUUGUGUUCUUACUUUGAUUGUAAAUAUACCAAAAAUGUUACGGUUAAUUGAAAGGGGUUGGACCCACAAAUAAAGGUUCGAUAUCUUGA
This is a messenger RNA of Trematomus bernacchii (emerald rockcod), 2633 nucleotides long. It is a transcript of the gene hsp90aa1.2, whose product is annotated as heat shock protein 90, alpha (cytosolic), class A member 1, tandem duplicate 2. Gene Ontology annotation, biological process: protein folding; protein stabilization; cellular response to heat. Gene Ontology annotation, molecular function: disordered domain specific binding; ATP binding; ATP-dependent protein folding chaperone. The record is from RefSeq and is a predicted model, not a curated record. Gene Ontology annotation, cellular component: plasma membrane; cytosol; neuronal cell body. Bases 112 to 2307 code for a protein of 731 amino acids. Lineage: Eukaryota; Metazoa; Chordata; Actinopteri; Perciformes; Nototheniidae. The transcript has 11 exons.